AUCGGGACCCGUAGAAAGAGGCGGGGAGCAGGCUGUGGCAGCCGUUUUUUUGGCUGGGCGGCUGUGCGGCCCGGGCGAACUGGGCAGGUCCUGCAGCGGCUCGUUCAGGCCGUGGGUCGUCGCUGCAGCCACCGGGAAGGGGAAGCGGCUCCCGCGGGCGUACUUGGCGGAGCAGAGACAAGGGAGGGGGUGUGUGAUAAGGGCCUUCAGUGUAUUUGGGGUUGGGUAGAAGGACCUCCAAACUUGUUCUUCACUGUUCAACGAGUUGACUCUUUUUGUUGUUGUUGUUGUUGUUGUUAUUGUUGUUUUUGGUUCUAGAGACACCCGGCGUCUGCCGUCUCGAAUUUCUCUCGGUCCUUGUCAGUUGAUUCCUAGCCUGAAAUGCAUGGUCACGGAGGCUAUGACUCUGAUUUUAGUGAUGAUGAACCCUGUGGUGAAUCUAACAAAAGGAAAAAAAGGACAGUUGAAGAUGAUUUACUGCUCAAAAAGCCAUUUCAGAAAGAAAAACCUGGAAAGGUUGCCCAUAAACAAGUUGCCGCAGAAUUGCUGGAUAGGGAAGAAGCAAGAAAUAGAAGGUUUCAUCUCAUAGCUAUGGAUGCUUAUCAAAGGCAUACAAAGUUUGUAAAUGACUAUAUUUUAUACUAUGGUGGCAAAAAAGAAGACUUCAGGCGAUCGGGGGAAAAUGACAAGACAGACAUGGAUAUUAUACGAGAAAAUCACAGGUUCCUAUGGAAUGAGGAGGAUGAAAUGGACAUGAAUUGGGAGAAGAAACUUGCAAAGAAAUACUAUGAUAAAUUAUUCAAGGAAUACUGCAUAGCGGAUCUCAGUAGAUACAAAGAAAAUAAGUUUGGAUUUAGGUGGCGAGUAGAAAAGGAAGUAAUUUCAGGAAAAGGCCAGUUUUUCUGUGGAAAUAAAUGCUGUGAUGAAAAACAAGAUUUGAAGAGUUGGGAAGUUAAUUUUGGUUAUGUUGAGCAUGGUGAAAAGAGAAAUGCACUUGUUAAAUUAAGAUUAUGCCAAGAAUGUUCCUUUAAAUUAAAUUUUCAUCACAGGAGAAAAGAAGUCAAGUCAAAAAAAAGGAAGGAUAAAACCAAAAAAGAUCAUGAAGAGUCAUCACAUAAAAAAUCCAGAUUAUCUUCUGUAGAAGAGACUUCUCAGAAAAAAGAAAAAGGGCAUUCAUCCUCAAAGAAAUCAGAAAAGUCUAUGAACAGAAACUCUGAUGAAGAUGAAGGUACUUCAGAAUCUGAACUUUGGAAGGGCCCCCUACCAGAGACAGAUGAAAAAUCACAAGAAGAGGAAUUUGAUGACUAUUUUCAAGAUCUAUUUCUGUGAGAUGGAAGAAAGAAGCCCACAUUCCUUAAUGUGAAAGUGGACUUUGAAACUCUUCACAACAAUGUCAUCUACAAGUUGCAGCUUGAGUGGUUUAUCUUUGGAAAUAAAAAUCCAAGUACUGUCAGGACGUCA
Suricata suricatta (meerkat) is the source of this 1461-nucleotide messenger RNA. RefSeq names its product protein FRA10AC1. Gene Ontology annotation, molecular function: phosphatase activity. The record is from RefSeq and is a predicted model, not a curated record. Bases 382 to 1329 code for a protein of 315 amino acids. Gene Ontology annotation, biological process: dephosphorylation. Lineage: Eukaryota; Metazoa; Chordata; Mammalia; Carnivora; Herpestidae. The transcript has 14 exons.